ACCGAGAGGGGCCCAGCCGUCCGGCCCGCCCUGCCCUGCUCGCGUCGCCGGCGCUUUGGGGCGGGGUUUGGGCGGCGCCGGCGGGACGGUCCCGAGUACGAGUAGGAGGAAGCCGGAAGUCAGGCCUCGGGAGCCACCCUGUCACCUCGUCACGCCCGCCUGCUUCGCUCUGGCUCUGGCCGUGUGUUCCCGCCCGGGCUCCCGCCUGCAGCACUCGGGCGUUCGUUGGGCUCCUCGCUGGGGCUGCAGAGUGGGGACAGGCAGUGCGCUCGCCUGCGAGUGUGGGCGUUUGAAUCCCGCUCGCCCCGGGUGGCCGAGCCAUGGGGACCGCACUCGUGUACCACGAGGACAUGACGGCCGCCCGGCUGCUCUGGGACGACCCCGAGUGUGAGAUAGAAUGUCCUGAGCGCCUGACUAUAGCCCUGGAGCGCCUGCGGCAGCGCGGCCUGGAGCAGAGGUGUCUACGCUUGGCUGCCAGAGAGGCCUCGGAGGAGGAGCUGGGCCUGGUGCACAGCCCCGAGUAUGUGGCCCUCUUGCGCGGGACCCAGGCCUUGGGCACUGGGGAGCUCCAGGCACUGUCUGGACAGUAUGACGCCAUCUACUUCCAUCCGAGUACCUUCCACUGUGCCCGGCUGGCUGCAGGGGCUGCACUGCAGUUAGUGGAUGCUGUGCUGACUGGAGCUGUGCAAAAUGGGCUCGCUCUGGUGAGGCCUCCUGGGCACCACAGCCAGAGGGCUGCCGCCAAUGGGUUUUGCGUGUUCAACAAUGUGGCAAUAGCAGCCAAACAUGCCAAGCAGAAACACGGGCUGCACAGGAUCCUCAUCGUUGACUGGGAUAUCCACCACGGCCAGGGCAUCCAGUAUAUCUUCGAGGAUGACCCCAGCGUCCUUUAUUUCUCCUGGCACCGCUACGAGCAUGGGCGCUUCUGGCCCUAUCUUCAAGAGUCAGAUACAGAUGCUGUCGGGCAGGGGCAGGGCCGCGGCUUCACUGUCAACUUGCCCUGGAACCAGGUGCCUGCUCCUCACCUCAGACUCCCACCCAGAGCCCCUCACCCAGCCCGCCUCCCCUGCCCCACAGCUCCAGGCCUUCUGAGUGUAGCCCAGGACAUCCUGCCAGGGUUACCCCCAGAGGCCAAGCCCCGGGGUGAAGAUGCCACUGCCCCCCUGGCAGGGUCCAACACUGACACCCUGUGGCCGCAGGUCGGGAUGGGAAAUGCUGACUAUGUGGCUGCCUUUCUGCAUGUGCUGCUCCCCCUGGCCUUUGAGUUUGACCCUGAGCUAGUGCUAGUCGCGGCAGGAUUUGACUCAGCGGUUGGGGAUCCUGAGGGGCAGAUGCAGGCCACUCCAGAGUGCUUCGCCCACCUCACGCAGCUACUGCAAGUGCUGGCCUGUGGCCGGGUCUGCGCUGUGCUGGAGGGCGGCUACCACCUGGAGUCGCUCUCUCAGUCAGUGUGCAUGAUGGUGCAGGCACUGCUGGGCGACCCCCCUCUGCCCCUGUCAGGGCCCAUGGAGCCACAUCGCAGUGCCCUGGAGUCCAUUCAGAGUGUCCGGGCAGCCCAGGCCCCUCACUGGAUGAGCCUCCAGCAGCAAGACGCAGCCCCCGUAUUGAGUCCCAGCACCCGCUCCCCAGAGGGGAGCAUCUCGCCUCUGCUACCCGGGGGGCCCGAAUUCAAGGCACCUGUGGCUCAGACUGAGGCUCAGGCCAUGGCUGCCUUGAGCUCCCUACUGGACCAGUUGUGCCUCUACCCCACACCCCCUCUCCGCACGGCUGUUGCCCUGACUGAGCUGGAUGCAGCCCUUGUCCUGCCCCCUGAUGUCCUCCAUUGGGAGAGGUCAGCCCCGCAGAAGGAGAUGCAGGCAUGGGCCAGGCCACAUGAGGCCUUGGCCCAGGACAAGUCCUUCAACGCACUCGGGAAGGUCCUGUACCUCUUGGACAGCAUCCUGGAUGGGCAGGUGAGCAGCGGCAUCGCAGCCACCCCGGCCCCUGCUGCAGCUGCCACCCUGGACGUGGCCAUUCAGCGUGGCCUGUCCCACAGAGCCCAGAGGCUGCUCUGUGUGGCUGUGGGACAGCUGGAUCGGCCCCUGGACCUUGCCGAUGAUGGGAGGACGCUGUGGCUGAAUAUCAGGGGCAAGGAGGCAGCUGCCCUGUCCAUGUUCCAUGUUUCCACACCACUACCAGGGACAACUGGUGGUUUCCUGAGCUACAUCCUGGCCCUGGUGCUGCCCCUGGCCUAUGGCUUCCAGCCUAACCUGGUGCUGGUGGCACUGGGGCCAGCCCAUGGCCUGCAGGCCCCUCAAGCUGCACUCCUGGCUGCACUGCUGCGGGUGCCAGCAGGGGGCCAAGUCUUGGUACUGGUUGAGGAGGUGAGUUGGGCAGAGUGGAGGUGCUGUGGGGUGACAAGUGGGGAGAGGCCAGUGACUCUCUGCUUCCACCUCUGCCCCUGGCCCAGGAAUCCACACCCCAGCUUGCAGGGGUCCUGGUCCAGGCACUGCGUGGAGAGGGCCCCCCCAGCCUGGGCCCCUUCUCCAGGGCCUCCCCAGAGGAGAUGCAGGCCCUGGAGCAUCUGCGAGGGCAGCUGCGGACACAGUGGAAAAUGCUGCAGGUGGCCGCUCCUCAAGGGCUGUGACCCGGUCGCCUGGCGUCGGCUGGGGUGGACAUCCCAGGACGGACACCGCGAUCCCGACCCCAGAGCCGGCGUUAACCGUCCCCGCACAGGUCGCCCGCGGCAGUGUCCUGAGGCCGGCCCUGCGUCCACUCGGCGCCCGGAGUCCCCGCCGGCCUGCGCGGACGGCCGGCCCUGCUCCCCACGCCCCGGCAGUAAACAGUUAAGCGAAAGUCUGACUCUGCCUUCUUGAUUCAGCCCGGGCCGGCCUCGACAUCCCAGCCGCGGGACCGAGGCUCCAAGCCGGAAGUGCCCCCUGGACGGCAGCUCCAGCCCCGCCCCCUCCACCGCCCCUCCCCCGGUGACGCAAUUCCGGCGCGCCUGCUCAGGCGAU
Equus caballus (horse) is the source of this 2996-nucleotide messenger RNA. It is a transcript of the gene HDAC10, whose product is annotated as histone deacetylase 10. The record is from RefSeq and is a predicted model, not a curated record. Gene Ontology annotation, molecular function: deacetylase activity. Gene Ontology annotation, biological process: negative regulation of transcription by RNA polymerase II. NCBI's taxonomy places the organism in Eukaryota, Metazoa, Chordata, Mammalia, Perissodactyla, Equidae.